Messenger RNA from Dermacentor silvarum, 6974 nucleotides. It is a transcript of the gene Lgr1, whose product is annotated as follicle-stimulating hormone receptor-like. Gene Ontology annotation, molecular function: protein binding; G protein-coupled receptor activity; protein-hormone receptor activity. NCBI's taxonomy places the organism in Eukaryota, Metazoa, Arthropoda, Arachnida, Ixodida, Ixodidae. Gene Ontology annotation, biological process: G protein-coupled receptor signaling pathway. The record is from RefSeq and is a predicted model, not a curated record. Gene Ontology annotation, cellular component: membrane.
AUGACGGGGCGGCGAGCGACUACGCUGCUUGCUCUGCUGCUGCUGCCGGCGUUAUUGGCUUCGGCGCUGGGCGGCCCAUGGCCGGCGGCUGGAACCCAGCUGCCCGUACCCUUCACCGAGACGGCAGCGACCGAGGGCUGUCACUGCUGGGCCCAGGGGACCGAGUGCCGCUGCUUCGGUGACAGCGUGCACCAGGUGCCCGCUCGUCUGGCUGACCAGGUCGAGAAGCUGUCACUGGAGCGAAUUUCACUGGAAGUGCUGCGGAACGGAUCCCUCGAUGGUUACGCAGACACGCUGAGAGCUCUCCACCUCAACUCGUUGCUGAAAUUGUGCUAUAUCGAACCAGGAGUCUUUGACAACUUGCACGAGCUGCGGGAAAUCUCUAUACAGAAGUCCAUAUUGUUGCAAUCAGUCCCACCAGGAGUCUUAAGAGGUCUUCCUAAACUGAGUGUAUUGCGCAUCACGCACUCUGGACUACGGGAAGUUCCGUACAUGCACGACUUGAACCCGUCCACGUACAUCGGAAUGCUGGACUUCGACAGCAACCGCAUCGCUGAGCUUACAGCCUAUUCUAUCCAGGUCAAGGCAGGAACACUAAUCCUCAAUCACAACGCCAUUGCAGCCAUACGUGCAGCGGCAUUUGACGGCUCCAAGAUUGCUGAAGUGAGGCUGCGCGGAAAUCGAAAGCUGACGGUGGUUGAAGACGAUGCCUUCUACGGACUCUCGAACCUCAGUCAUCUAGACCUUUCCGAGACGAGCCUUACGAAACUACCCACCCGUGGACUGGAGUCCCUAGAAGUGCUCGAGCUCCGCGACGCGCCAGCGCUGCGCGAGUUCCCUUCUGUCUACCACUUCCGGUUCAUAAGGGUGGCUCACCUCACUUACCCUUACCACUGCUGUGCCUUCCAGUUCCCGGAAACUCACGACCCGGAGGAGCAUAGCAGGUUCCAGAAGCACUGCAACUCGGACGAGGAAGCGUCGAUGAGCCGGCGCCAGAACCGACCACCUGUGGUCGGCGAGGAGCACGACUUCCAGCUACUUGAGCGCUUCUUUGUGGUCCAGCUGAACACCAAACAGACCACGACGCCGCCAACCAGGAGGUUCGUUCGCCAUGUGUUCAGCGAAUUCGGCACCAUACAUGAGGCUCCGAAACCUCGAGUGCAGAACACCUCUUCCAGCCCAUGGAACAUCUUCCACUCUCGAGGAAUGGAGGGAACCUUCCACCCUGAAGUGCGGCUGCAAGAAGAGCAAUGGGUGACGUGCGGCAAGCUAGCCAGCCGGCGGGUGCAGUGUCUUCCGGCGCCGGAUGCGUUCAAUCCAUGCGAGGACGUUAUGGGCACCAUGGUGCUGCGCGUAGCCGUCUGGUUCGUGCUUGUAGCCGCCGUGUUCGGAAACCUGGCCGUGCUUCUGGUGCUGCUCAGCGGUCGUCUGACUGUGUCCAAGUUCCUGAUGUGCAACCUCGCCUUCGCCGACCUCUGCAUGGGCGCCUACCUGCUGGUCAUCGCCGCCGAGGACCUGCACACGCGCGGCCGGUACUUCAGCCACGCCAUCCUGUGGCAGCACGGUGCCGGCUGCAAAGUGGCUGGCUUCCUGACCGUGUUCGCGUCCGAGCUUUCAAUCUACACGCUCACAGUGAUCACCCUCGAGCGCUGGUACGCCAUCACGUACGCCGUGCACCUGAACAGGAGGCUACGGCUGCGCACCGCCGCGCGCAUCAUGGCGUGCGGCUGGGGCUACGCGCUGCUGGCGGCCUCCCUGCCACUCCUCGGCAUCAGCAGCUACAGCAAGACGUCCAUAUGCCUUCCCAUGGAGAACAGCACGGUUGCUGACCUUCUCUACCUUCUCACCCUGCUGUCGAUGAACGGCCUCGCCUUCCUGCUCAUAUGCGCCUGCUACGCCAAGAUGUACCUGGCCAUAUCGGGCCAGCGACCGCGUUCCCACUGCGGCAACAAGGACACGUCGGUGGCCAAGCGCAUGGCCAUGCUCGUAUUCACCGACUUCGCCUGCUGGGCGCCCAUCGCUUUCUUUGGGCUGACGGCCGUGGCCGGCUACCCACUCAUCGACGUGCCAAAGUCCAAGAUCCUGCUUGUCUUCUUCUACCCCCUCAACUCGUGCGCCAACCCGUUCCUCUACGCCAUCCUGACCAAACAGUACCGGCGCGACCUGUCGGCGCUGCUGUCCACGCGGGGCGUUUGCACGCGCCGCAUGCUCAAGUACACCUCGUCCUGGCAUACGACGCCCACCAACCGCCUGCUGCGCAACAAGGACAACAGCAGCACGUCGCGCCAGACCACCGAGCUGUCGAACCGCACACAGAAGGGCUCGCCGCACCCAAUCAAGAACAACUUCACUAAGCUGGGCCUGCACGAGGAGUUCCUGAGACGCCAGAGCCUGCUGUGCGAGCACCUCGAUACUCCCAUUUGACUCCGAUCGACAGCGGCUCCCGCGCACUCAUCGCGCCGCCGCCACCGGACCACCGAACGCCGGCCAGAACUUCUCGGCAAGGUGCCAUCUUGUUUCACGGUGGACUCGUUCUUCGAGGCGCCGAGUGUCUCGAGCGAAACCACGGCAACCACGUGCACACGAGCCUCGCCGAGAGCUUGGCACAGAACGAUGUAAUCGAUGCAGGCUGCCGCACUAAUUGCAUUUGCUUCGGGGCAGAGUCCCGGCAGACGCAUCUGCCAAAGAAAGCAAAAGUACUUCACUUCAAAGCAUCCUUUCAGCUGUUCCGACACUGGGCGAACUAGAGCAGGCUGGUAUGGUUCACAGCUGUCAUGAAGCAAAGACAACUCAUUGCUUUUUUAACACCAGCACACUAUGAUUUGUCAAUAUUCAUGGGUUAUAUGCAUUUUGUUCGCGAGUGCCGAAACUUUGGCUGUCAUUAGUUCCCUGUGCAAGAGCGCUGGUUGAACACGGUGUGCUCUUACGUGAGAUUGUUUCCUGUUUUGCUCACUUUCUACUACUAAAGGGCGUACCUUCAAACUAAAUUGGAGUGGUCAAAGGCUGCAAGGAACCUUAGGACGGCAAUACGCCAGUGUCAGUUUUCGCUAGGAAUUUUUCGCGGCAUGGCCUCGUCUUCCGGGAGCUAUUAUAGUCGUGCUACUACAUUUAGUUUCUUUAGUCCUGACCUCAGACAACACAAAUGAAUGCGCCGCGUUGAAAUUGCGUUAGGCAAUAACAUUCAACUCAUGCUAUACCAGUUGUACAGUCAGCCAAAAAGAAGACGAGAUUAAAACUGCAGGUGAAAAGCCGCAUUGUCCACGCUAUGCCUACGCUAUAUGGCCACCAGGGCCGUUGGCAAAUUCUUCGUCGUUGGAGAGGCGAGGGGCCCUGCAGCACACACUUGGACGCCACUUCGUUUAUCAAGCAAAGUUCCGUUAUCUGUAGGCUCGCCGAGAAAGCCCUCUAGCGCACAUUUUUUUUCAUAAAUGUGAGACCUGAAUUUUACCGCCAGCCGUAUACAGUAAGCGCGUCUGAAUAAUAAUAAUAGCAUGAUUUUGGUACUUGCAGCACGCCUCCAAACCUGUCGCUUGGUGCUUGCGUGCGCAGCUCGCUAAAGAGCGAUCGUCAAAGCUGCCCUCUCCACAAUAAGGGAACUUGUGAGAAGAAGCCUGCUUCCAAACAUUUAUUUCGCGUAACAGGGGGUAGCGCCCAUAGAGGGAGCAUUUGCAAGUGUAUGUAACCGACUACGUUGCUGUGGCAAUGAUCAGCCAGUGUUGAAACUGAAUCCUCUAGUUUCUGAGACAGGCGCACAACCGAUCCCACCGUCAGGACAUCGGGUGCCUGCAUUCGCAAAGAAAACCUGUUGCACCGCAGCGUGCGGUGCUUGCGAUACAAGCUGAAUGCUGAUACCGAUCACUGGGGCGUUCAAUAACCAGGUAGUCACAUGGCAACGUGGGAGCAAACAGUGCUAUAGUGAAUUAAUACAAACGACAUUCGCAUAUGUAUUCGAAUCCGAGCGACUCAUACAUGUGACAGCGAAGCUAGCUGUUUAAGGGGGUUCUCACACCUUUUCUAGGGUUCUGAUUUUACAAUGCCGAAAUUUACCCAAGACUUUGAAAGACCCAAUCCAGUGCAAUUCUUUCGCGAUACCCAAGUCUUAUAAAUUUAAAAAAAAGUAAAUUCUGAAGUUUUACGCACCAAAACAACAAUUAUGAGGCACGCCGUAGUGGGGGACUGCGAGUUAAUUUUGACCACUUGGGGUUCUUAAACGUGCACCGCAAUGCACGGUACACGAGCAUUUUUGCAUUCCGCCCCCAUCGGAAUGCAGCCUCCGCGGCCAGGAUCGAACCCACGACCUCGUGCCCAGCAGCGCAACGCCAUGGCCACGGAGCUACGACGGCGAGUCCCAAGUGUUUUCAAACAUUUCAGUAUAUCCGCGCUUAGUAGUAGUGUACUAUCCGUUAUAUCCGACGCAUGUUCCUGUAUGCUGCACUGGCUCUUUUACGCCAGUGCCUCCUCGAUAAGACCACACCUCCGCCGCCCGAAAACCGCUGUGGAACUCCCUCAUGCAUUGCAGUAGCGUACGCAUUUGCGCUGGUUGGUGCGUGACUCGAGCGGAAACAGCGCAAAAUAACAGAACGUGAGGAAAGGACAGACAACAGCGCUGUUGUGUGUCCUUUACUCCCGUCCUUCUAUUUUGCGCUGUUUCCGCUCAAGUCCAUUAUGCAGUUUCGCUGUGACACGCAUGGCUGUAGCCUAUAACACUUCAGGCUGAGAUUACAGCAACAAAAUCCACAAUAUUUUUGGCCGACUGUACAUUCUGCCCAGCUUGUAGUCGAAACGCUUCGUUCUUGCGCCUCUCAGGCAAUGUUUUGUAUGCGUGGGCCUGCCUGGAAAGCCCCUACAAUUUUUGUAAUAAUUUCCGAGAGGUUCAGCAAUAAUAAGUAAAGGCUGUGGCGUCUUGCAUGUCGUCAUGACAACUGACACUUCCCACAUGCGAGAGCUCUCACAGGUGGAAGCUUUCAGGCUAUGUUCGUGAAUCGUGUCGGACGUAAUACGAAAAUAACGAAGUUGCUUAUACUUUCUCUUAAACGAACGUGGGUCAAAUGUUGCGUGCAAAUGAGUUUAUUGAUUUCACUAGUAUACGACGAGUCCCCGUGGCGGUUACGCAUGAUUAGCUUCCCCUCCCGUUUCUCUCCAUUUUUUUUUCUCUACAUUCUGUGCCGAGUAAGGGGCAAGAGAUGCAAGAAAAAAAAAGAGACAGGAAAGCGAGCGAGGUUCUCGAAGACUUUUCACAUUACGUUUAGUGCGCCUAGUUUUCUGACUUCCUGUUCUUUCUUUGCGGGAAAAUAUUCACUGGGUCACAUCAUAGGAGGACUAGGGUGUUGUUGGCUGCAGACGGUGCGAGACUUACCGGCAAUUGAGGCACUUCAGCGUCGAGGCACUCCAUAUAGUAACUAUAUUGUAGGUGACGGAGUCUUUACGUCAUACUCAUGUUUCCAUUCCAUUAAGAAAACUUGAAGCAUACUUUUCAUGGAGUAUAGCAAACUCUUUUUUGCACUGUGACGUUAGAAACUGACACAUAGCCGGUGCUAAUGCAAACUGCGUUUUCGCCUUGCGAUUCUAAAGACAGUAUCUGCGGCCAGCGCCACGUCUAAUUCGUUUACAAAGGUGAAUCAAACGUCCAACGUUGUAGGCAUGCUUUGCCAGGGUGAGUUGAGUAAUGAAGGCAGUCCAUUUCACAGAACAAACUAAUUUCGCUCCAUCUACGGGAACCAUAGAGCGCGUUGCACUGAUCUUUAUUUUUAUUCUUACUUUCACAUCAUCCAGAACGAAAACACGUAAUCGUGACCUAAUACAGUGACCAAUUCGCCUUCUUCUUGCUUGACAAAAAAAAAACAAUUGUAACGCUACUUCUACAUUUGCCUAAGGUUUCUCUCUCUAAAUGACACAGCCAAUGUAAAUUAAGAAUAGUUGACAGAAAGUCUACUUAUCUUUUUUCUCUGUACCUCGUGCAGUCAGCAGCCUCUUCCUUACACCCCCCUCCACCACUUAUAUUUUAUCUUCUUUCGCCGUGGUGUAAUCUCGCAUAGAGGAGUAGAUAGAGGAAAGGCUUAUCGUACGUUCUCUUGAUAUUCUCCAGCCAGAGCAAGACGAGGGCGGGCGCACAUUAUAAUCUGCCUAGCCGCUAGGCACGUUAUGUCCGCCUGGCCUUUAUUACCUUCCACUGCGCGGCCAGCGACGCAUGCGCCAAAUGGUGGCCCGGGCUGGGUGACGCUGUCCACGCAAGUUCAACAAGUAAAAGAAAAGCAGCCAGUGUGCAUCCCGUACACAAGUCGUUACCGCGCUUCCAUGCGCAGAAACGCUGUGCCAGCACCCGACGUCACACAUUUCAGUCGGGCCUCUAGGCCACUCAGCAUAAAAUGCGUCUGCAGUGCCCCGCGUGGGUCCGGUGUCUUUCGCCUACGAUGCUUCCGCUGAAGUGUAUUAUAACAUCUAUGUACGCGGUACUGUGUAUAUAUAUAUAUAUAAAUAUAUCAAUGUUUGUGAGCAGCACGGGGCUGUGAUGGUGACGUUGUAAGGCCACGUGAAACUAUGAUAAAAUAUUGCACCUCUUGUCAAAGCAGUUGCGGAUAGUACAAACAAAAAAGUCAUUGACCUGAGAAAGAUUCCGCCUCGGUGGUAGCGGUUUGCUUGUUGGUUUGUAAGAGAGAAGGGCACGUCACCGGGAAUGUGCAGUGUGGGAAUAACCUUGAGUUUCUUUUUCCCUUCCUUUUUUUAUUGUCAAACUCGGGACCAUGUCCAAGAACCUUUUCUCUGCGUUACCAUGAACAGAAAUUUUACGUUGAAUUAAAUUCUGGGGCUUUACAUGUCAAACCCAAAAUACUGUUACGUGUGGAAGGCCACAGACGAAAGAGACUAUUUACAGGCUAUUUACACUGGAGCCAGACAGCCAGGCCCACACUCGCUCGCACCAAGAGCACAGACACACUUCAUCGUCUUUCUCGCGGCGGCUCGUCUCUUGAACAUCU